AUGGAUAAAAGCCCGUCGGCGCGGGUCAUCGACCAGGCUCAGGAUUUAUAUCAGCUCAUGGUCUCGUUCAGCAAGACUCUUCUCGCCCACUCUGAUCAUGACCUUGACCAUGUUCGCCUCCGGAUGGAUGCCAACCUCCUCAAACUGUCGACUUGGAAGCAAAGUUGGUCCCUGGAUUCGACUGCGCUGAGCGAAGCCGACCACGAGAACUCACUCUGGGGCAAGGACGGGUUCCGAUCGGUGGCAGAGCGCCUGGAGCUUAUCGGGGCUGAGUGUCAGGAGAUACAGGGAAUAUUGCGCGCCUACGGUCAAGCGAGUGUCAAAGGUUCAAACAAAGCCCUCCAUCGUUGGAAGUCGUUGAUGCGAAGAGAGCGCAAACUUCGACCUGUUGACCUGAGAGACCUACAGGAGAGAACCGACAGCUUGAGCCGGUCUCUCGACCAUCUCAGCGUCUUGUCCGACCUGCAUUUCCAAGCCCACCACAAGAUUGCGCCUUCUCUGAUAUCGGCCAAGAGCGAGGAUGCAUUACUGCGGGAGAUUGUGAGGAGCAAAGGCGAGUCGACGCGACUUUAUACCGCAUGCACGAGACGCAACCUGGACCUCAAUCUCGAAAUCGAUCUGUUUUGCCACGAGUGGACACAACUGUCCUCACGGCAGAGGUACAGGGAGCGCAGCCGGGGCUAUCACUUCUACUUCAAGACGGGUGACACGCAAGAGAUGCAGGAAUUGGUUAUUGGCCCGCUCAAGGAUGAGGCGACCGCAAGAGCUAUCGGGGGCGAACAAUCACCGCUUUAUUCUGAAAGUGACCUUCUGCAGGCUCUCAAAGCAGCCAAACCCACAGCAGGCACUGGGUCUGUCUUCCAGCUGGCUGACUCUGGCUCCGCGGCGACUUUCUACUAUCGAAUCGAGCGGGUCAAGCGACCUCUCAUGGUUGAAGGCGGGCCACUGCCCUUUGCAAAUCUCUCGGAUCUCGGUAAGGGUGAUCACAAGAUUGCCAUCCGUCUGAACCUGCGAGAAAAGCUCGGGCUGGCGUACAAGGUCGCGGAGUUUGGCAUGUUCCAUCUGGGAACCCCCUGGUUAUCACACCUCAGCAGUCAAAAUAUCAAGAGCAUCCCUUCGAGUACAUCCGGGCAGCGUUAUGUCGUCCUCAUUCAGCAACAAGGCCCUGGCUCGCCGUCUGGUGACGUUCUGAAAACUUCAGUGCGUCCCCAGCUAUUUCAACUUGGGAUCUUGUUGUUUGAAAUCGCACUCGGAGACCGCCUCUACGCCAGCGAUCUCAAGUCUCCUGAGCAACGUGCGGAAAGAUUCGUCCUCGUGGCGCGCAUAAUGGGGAAUGAAUACCGGAAAGCAUGCGAAUUCUUGUUGAGCCGAGGCGAGGACGUCGGUGCCCAGACACGAUUCCAGCAUCGCCAGUCUGCGGACAAGGUCGCCAUCGUUGCGACAGGAGAAAAACAGGGAGAAGACGCUGGAGAGCGACGAGAUAGCCACGGCUCGAACGAGGCACCCAUUGAUCCGUCACAAGUCGAGCAGGAUCCAUCAUCAAAUCCCGAAGACACUCCCCUAGAGGGCACGGUAGAGUUCUAA
This is a messenger RNA of Fonsecaea nubica, 1584 nucleotides long. RefSeq lists its product as hypothetical. The coding region runs from base 1 to 1584 and encodes 527 amino acids. The transcript has a single exon. NCBI's taxonomy places the organism in Eukaryota, Fungi, Ascomycota, Eurotiomycetes, Chaetothyriales, Herpotrichiellaceae. The record is from RefSeq and is a predicted model, not a curated record.